GGCGGCAGCGGCCGGGCCCCGCACGCUCCAUGGCGGCCGCUGCCGGCCCCGACGAGGCGGACGAGGCGGUGCGGGGAACCUGCGAGGACGCGUCCGUCUGCAAACGGUUUGCUGUGAGUGUUGGCUACUGGAAGGACCCUUACAUCCAGUAUUUUGUGAGACAAGCCAAAGAAAGAAAAGCACCUGAGAUCAACAGAGGUUAUUAUGCUCGUGUGCACGGGGUCAGUUACCUGAUCAAGGCUUUCCUGGAGAAGACAGAAUGCAACUGUCAGAUUGUUAACCUUGGGGCUGGCAUGGACACCCUGUUCUGGAGGCUGAAGGAUGAAAAUCUUCUCCCUAGAAAAUAUUUUGAAGUGGAUUUUCCAAUGAUCGUUGCAAGAAAAAUACAUAAUAUCAAAUCAAAACCUCCCCUGUCAAAACCAAUUAUGGAAUCCCAUUCAGGGGACUCUCUUCUAAUAGAUUCCCACAGCCUGGACUCCAGUCGAUAUUCCAUAGUGGGAGCAGACCUCCGAUUCUCAUCAGAUCUGGAGGAAAAGCUAAAGAAACACAGCUUGGAUGUUCAUUUGCCAACGCUGCUGGUGGCCGAGUGUGUGCUGGUUUACAUGACCCCCCAGCAGUCUGCAAACCUGCUCAAGUGGGCAGCAAGCACCUUCCCCGUGGCCAUGGUUAUCAAUUAUGAGCAGGUGAACAUGAGGGAUCGCUUUGGGCAGAUCAUGAUUGAGAACCUGCAGCGCCGGCAGUGUAACCUGGCUGGGGUGGAGCUCUGCAGCUCCCUGGACUCCCAGAGGGAACGGCUGCUGGUAAAUGGCUGGGAAAACGCCCGUGCCAUCGACAUGAUGAAGGUGUACAGCUUCCUGCCACAGGCUGAUGUCAAAAGAAUAGAAGCCCUUGAAUUCCUGGAUGAAAAGGAACUGUUUGAACAACUGAUGCAGCACUACUGCAUCUGCUGGGCUUGCAAGGACAGCAGCAACCUGGGUCUGGCAAACAUCGACUUCUGAGGGGAGGGGAGCCCCAUGGACGUGGAGAGGAUGGGAUUUGCAGGUGGCAGCCCCGGGCUGUGGCUGGGACAGCUCCUGCUGCUGCUGCUGGGGCCAGGCCUGGUGCCUUGGGGUGGUUUCAAGGAACAUUUUCUGGGAGCAGGACUUGCCUCCCGUUCCCAGCUGCCUAACGGUGCACAAGGUGUCAGUAACUCCUGUUUAAAGCUUGCCUUCCUUAGUUUAAAGCUGCAAGUGAAGUGUUCUUGGGUUCCUUGGUUUCCCUCUGCCGUGUUUUUGUGGAUGUGUAGCUGGUGUUUGUGGCAGGAGCCUGGGGAGCAGCGCUGGGCAGCUGCAGCAGAGGAGCUGCCCUGGGCAUGGCAGGGAGGGAAUUCUGUGUGUUCUGUUCUGGUCAGCUCAGACCCUGAUGAAGUGUUGGCUUCUCCAGGCUUCACUGCUGCUCACUGUCACUGCUGGGUGUUCCUGGAGGGGAAGGGGGAAGGAGGAGGAGGGCCCUGGCUGUGUUCAGCCAUGUACAAGAAACUGGAAAAUGGGUUUGAUUGAACUGGGAAAGGCUUAGCUUGUGGUGUCAGCACUGGGAUGCUGAAGAAAGAAAUUAAUCUCAAUUUGCACUGCUUCUGGUAGUAUCUUUACACCAGUUCCUCCUUCUCUCUUUCCCCUUAAAAGAAGCAAAACAAAAUCCCAAUAGCAAUGAAAGCCCUUGUCCUGUUGUUUGAAAUUGAAUCUUGCAACCUUCCUAUGAGAAAAAUAAUAAAUGUUUAGUAUUUAUAA
Parus major (Great Tit) is the source of this 1766-nucleotide messenger RNA. RefSeq names its product leucine carboxyl methyltransferase 1 (gene LCMT1). Gene Ontology annotation, cellular component: cytosol. The record is from RefSeq and is a predicted model, not a curated record. The coding region runs from base 30 to 998 and encodes 322 amino acids. Lineage: Eukaryota; Metazoa; Chordata; Aves; Passeriformes; Paridae. Gene Ontology annotation, biological process: C-terminal protein methylation. Gene Ontology annotation, molecular function: protein C-terminal leucine carboxyl O-methyltransferase activity. The transcript is spliced from 11 exons.